UAGCCGAUGAUACUUGUUUUCGGUAAAAGAAAAUGCAUUCCUCUUCAAAAAACACACAAAAUUGUUGACGAUUUUUUGACAUACAUCUACAUUGGUUCUCGGUUGAUGAUUUGGUUCGGUGUUGUUUCUUUGCCUCUUUGGUCACAGCUCGCAGUCGCAGAUCGAGUUCUUUCAACUCUACUCCUGGUCCUGUCCUGCCUUUUACCUGGCAGAACCUUCUAUUUUUAUACAAAAUAUUUUGUAUGUCUUUUUUGAAUCUCCGACUGGGACUUCAGUAAAAUCACUAGGAAUUUCACCCAUCGAACAGCUUACUACCCAUCGUGAGGGUGUUGACAGCAAAGAUGACUCCUAAGAUAGAAGAAGGCACAUACCUUGGCUUUGACCUGAGCACUCAAAAGCUGAAAGCAAUGCAACUUUCCGAAAACUUGGAAAUCCUUGCUACAGCAGAAGUAAAAUUUGACACAGAUUUGCCAGAAUUCCGAACAAGCGGUGGCGUUAAUUCGGGACCAAAUAAUAAUGAAUUCUACGUACAACCUGCCAUGUGGGUGAAAGCCAUAGACAUUGUCAUGGAUCGCUUAGUGGUACAGGGCGCUGACUUCAGCACGGUUUCAGCCAUCGGAGGCUCAGCACAGCAACACGGUUCCUUAUACUGGUCACGUCGCGGUCUACAAUCUCUCAAGAAUCUUGAUCCCGAUAAGUUCCUUCAUUCGCAAGUCGACGAUUCAGCGUUCGCUCUCACUCGCACACCCAUCUGGAUGGAUGGAUCCACCGAAAAUCAAUGCAUCGAAAUGGAGGUCGCCAUUGGCGGACGCAACGAAAUGGUCACCAUAACCGGUUCAAAAUGCUAUCCUCGCUUCACGGGUCCACAAAUUCGCAAAGUCUACCAAACUCGCACGCAUGCAUACGAAGACUCCAAACGAAUAUCGUUGGUGAGUAGUUUUCUGGCAUCGAUAUUCCUUGGAGAUGUUGCUCCAAUCGAUUACGCUGAUGCUUCCGGAAUGAAUUUAUUUGAUAUAAACGAGAAGGUGUGGUCUGGGGCUUGUUUGAACGCUUGUGCCCCUGAUUUGGAAGAGCGAUUGGGUAGUCCCGUAAAGACUUGUUCGAUAUUGGGUAACGUUGCUGAGUUUUUUGUGCAACGAUUUGGCUUUACGCCUGAGUGCAAAGUGACGGCAUUCACUGGAGACAAUCCAUCGGCGUUAAGUGGGAUGUUGGUAGAGGAAGAUUGGUUGGUGAUUUCGUUGGGAACAAGUGAUACUGUUAUGAUGGGCUUGGAGAAACCAACUAAAUUGGAGGAGGGACAUGUCUUGUGCCAUCCUACUUUAGCUGAUGAAUAUAUGGGCUUGUUGUGCUUCCGAAAUGGUUCCUCUGCAAGGGAUGUAAUGAAGCGCGAUGAAGCUAAUGACAAUUGGGAUACAUUUACCGAGCUGUUGGACUCUACACCACGUGGCAACUAUGGCAACAUGGCGUUACACCUUCACUCUGUUGAAAUAAUCCCACAAGCAAAGGGCAUUCUCCGAUGGAACAAGGCAUUCACAGCUGAAUGUGUAGAUGCUGAGCAGGGCGUUGCUAAAUUUGGAUCACCUCAGACUGAAAUUCGAGCAUUAAUCGAAGGCCAAAUGCUUCAUAGAAAGGCAAUAGCCUCUGAUAUGGGCUUCCAUUUUGGCGAAGAUACAAAAAUUAUCGCUACUGGGGGAGCCUCUGUCAACAAGUCAAUCCUACAGGUUAUUUCCGAUGUCUUCAAUGCUCCCGUUUACAUUCAGAAGGAAAGUGAAGCAGCAGCACUGGGAGCAGCUUAUCGCGCAAAAUAUUCCCUCUACUUGGAACAAUUCAAAUCGGACAAUUCAACUGAUCAACCAAAACACUAUCGUGAUUUCAUUAUGGAAUUCAUACCGAAUAUUUUUGAAAAAGUCUGCGAUCCCAGCAAGGAUAGUGAGGAAGUUUAUACACCCAUGUUGGCUAGAUAUCGAGAAAUGGCCAAAAUUUUAGAGACAAGACAAAAGUGAAAGACUGUUCACAUAUCAAAUAAUCAUUAUUUUAACUAAAUCUACUAAAAGCAUACUAAUAUUGGAACAACAACAUUCCCCCCUUAAAAACCGCUAAAGAGGUUUAAGGAUUUUUUU
Eupeodes corollae is the source of this 2120-nucleotide messenger RNA. RefSeq names its product xylulose kinase. Gene Ontology annotation, cellular component: cytosol. Gene Ontology annotation, molecular function: D-xylulokinase activity. Gene Ontology annotation, biological process: D-xylose metabolic process; xylulose metabolic process. Lineage: Eukaryota; Metazoa; Arthropoda; Insecta; Diptera; Syrphidae. The transcript is spliced from 9 exons. The record is from RefSeq and is a predicted model, not a curated record. Bases 342 to 2003 code for a protein of 553 amino acids.